This is a messenger RNA of Trematosphaeria pertusa, 1609 nucleotides long. Its product is annotated as 5-azacytidine resistance protein azr1. Lineage: Eukaryota; Fungi; Ascomycota; Dothideomycetes; Pleosporales; Trematosphaeriaceae. The transcript has 2 exons. The record is from RefSeq and is a predicted model, not a curated record. Bases 105 to 1433 code for a protein of 442 amino acids.
GCCAGAUCGCUUUGUCUAGGACGGUUAGGCAGCCGCCAAUGCCACUUCUCGUUUGUUUCCCCCGUUUGCACUGUGAAUCUGCGGACAUAAUGCUCAAUAUAAUAAUGGCCUGGGCUGCGGCCAUGUCACUUGCCAUCGCUGGCGCCGCUGUUCUUGUUCGGCGCUCCCCUCGCGCUGCUCCGCGUCAAGCUGCAUCCGCCGGCUUACUCUUCUGCCUGUCCACAUCCUCCCCGUUUGCGCCCGCGCAUGCGACACGGACGGCCAAUUUCCAUUCGCACCGAUCGGCAUCGCUCUACGCACCGCAGACAUGUCCAUUGAAUAGAGAUGCCAGUCCGGCCGCAAUUGGGCUUAGAUCCUUCCAUUCGACGUCGCAUCACUGGGAACGAGCGCCCCAAUUCGCCUACCACGUUGCCGCAUCCUACUCCGCAAAAGGCCACAAGUUCAAUGCUGAAGCCAAUAUCUAUACGGGCGACGCCUACAAUGCCACCAAGUACGACGUUACAAGUCUGAGGGAGUGCAAGAGAUGGAAGGAUAAGCGAAAACGAGCAAGGAGCGGGCAGGAUGCCUUCUUCUUCAGCCAGAUUGGAACCACAAGGAGCACUGCAUUUGGCGUAGCAGACGGCGUCGGGGGCUGGGUCGAGUCUGGCAUUGACCCCGCCGACUUUUCGCACGGCUUGUGCGAGUACAUGGCUUGCGCUGCGAGGUUGUGGUCGCAAGAAUCCAAGACGGCGUCGUUACAUCCGAAGGAUCUGCUUCAGGUGGGGUAUGACGAGGUCAUUGAGGACAAUAGCAUUGUCGGAGGCGGCAGCACGGCAUGUCUAGCGGUCGCAGAACCGGGCGGCAACGUCGAAGUCGCCAACCUUGGAGAUUCCGGCUUCAUGCACCUAGGAUUGAACGCGGUACGACACUUUACGCAUCCACAGACCCACGCGUUCAACACGCCGUAUCAGCUCUCCAAAACUCCCCAGCGCAUGCUGGUGCAGAUGGCGGUGUUUGGCGGUCCCAGCACGCUGUCCGACCUUCCGAAAGUGUCGAGCGUAACGCACCACAGAGUCCGCCACGGCGAAGUGCUAGUCUUCGCCACUGACGGCGUAUGGGACAAUCUGAGUCCGCAGGAUGUCCUCGGCAUCGUCAGCCGCAGCAUGGUUGAUUUUGGUGGAUGGGUGGACAGAGACGGCACUAUCGAUGUCGGCCACGAGCUACUCAAGCUCGCGCAAGCCGAUUCAGCUAGCAGAGCGGAUGGUACAUCAUUGCAGGCAAAGCUUGCUGCCGCAAUCGCAAAAGAAGCAAAGGAGACGAGCCUCGAUACGCGCCGAAGCGGACCUUUCGCCAAAGAAGUGCAAAAGCACUAUCCGGGGGAGAAUUGGCAUGGCGGAAAACCGGAUGAUAUUGCAACUGUGGUUGCGGUUGUGGUGGAGGAGCCGAACGAGUGACGGGGCUUCUGUAUCUGUAUCGUGUAAGCUGAUUUGCAUGGGCUGGCGUUGAAAGAGGUCAUAUGGCGUGCCUGCAUAGAGUCUGGGCGGAUCUUCUUGUUGGUUAGCACGCAUCGAAUUGUCUACUUUCUUGUACGUUUAAGCUAUGCAGCUAUGCGCAUACAAGUCCUCAUCUG